Messenger RNA from Bicyclus anynana (squinting bush brown), 915 nucleotides. RefSeq lists its product as uncharacterized. The coding region runs from base 9 to 860 and encodes 283 amino acids. The record is from RefSeq and is a predicted model, not a curated record. The transcript has a single exon. Lineage: Eukaryota; Metazoa; Arthropoda; Insecta; Lepidoptera; Nymphalidae.
CUCUUAAAAUGGAAAAGAAAUUAUUAAAACAACCGUCUAAAAAAGUUAAGUUGUGCGGUAUAAAACUACCUCCUAUAGAAGAAAGCAGCGAUUGUGGUGUUAAAACAAUAUUAGAUAUCGAUCCUCAUUUCUAUACAUUAGUAGAUGGACGGCCAAUUAGAUCAAACAAGUCAAUUAACAAAUAUAAAAAAAACAUUCGAGAUAUAGCGCUAAAAAGAACUGUGCAUGGAUUUUUAACCGACGAAAUUUUACGAAUUACCAAGGAAAUUGACACGGAAAGAAAAAUCUAUAGCACUGCUUCGAAACAUUUCGACGAAUAUCAUCAUAGUUUUGAUAAAUUUUUAGCAGAUGAUAAUGACAAAACAAUUGUCAUUAUGCGAAAAUCCGAUAACUUAGCUAAAGAACUGUCUAAUCAAACGGAAGAACAUAAACAGGCUAAUUUCGAAUUAGCUACCCUAAAAUCUAAAUUGCAAUACAUUGACGAGACUUUUCAAAUUUUGGUGUCUUUUCAAUGUUUUCUACAUAGAGCUGCGCCCAUUUUAUGGCAAGAAAAGAACAAUAUUAAUUUAAAUAUAGAACAGAUGGAAAUUAUUGCUUAUGAAUCAGAUAUAUUUAGAGAAGUAAACAAGAAUUUAAUAAUAUUACGUUUGAGUAAAUACCCUGCGCCUUGUCUUUAUUUUGCAAGCCCUGAACAGUUACUGCAUGUUUUCGAUAUGCUGGAAAAACAAAAUUUAAACUACCUUCUGGUAACCGAAGAACUGAACACUGAAAAAAAUAAAUUUCUUAAAUCUCUCGGGUUUUUGAAAAACUUAAUACACAAAGAGUUGGAUUACAUACAAGAGAAGGUUGUAUUAGUGUAAUGAAUUUUUCUUUUUAAUUUGUGUUAUUUACUUAAUAUUUUUCAGGUACAAGAAA